Messenger RNA from Drosophila subpulchrella, 1088 nucleotides. RefSeq names its product E3 ubiquitin-protein ligase TRIM68. Gene Ontology annotation, molecular function: metal ion binding. NCBI's taxonomy places the organism in Eukaryota, Metazoa, Arthropoda, Insecta, Diptera, Drosophilidae. The record is from RefSeq and is a predicted model, not a curated record. The transcript is spliced from 3 exons. The coding region runs from base 106 to 303 and encodes 65 amino acids.
UGAGUAGGCUUUGCCACACACUUUGACCUAGGAACACUCUGAGUCAGUGCGUGAGACAACACAGGGAUUCCCCUAGAAAACCGGAGAUAAAUCAAAACAAACGCGAUGUACGAUAGCUGUCCCGUGUGCCUGGGCAGGCUGCGUCGGCAGGUGAAGACCCCGUGCAAGCACACAUUCUGCAAGAACUGUCUUUGCAAGGUCUACAGACAGAGUCCCACCAAGGCGUGUCCUCUCUGCCGGGCGCCCUUGGAGUACUAUAUCAGCAAGCGGAACAAUACAAUAAAACUAGUAUUCUUUUCGUAGGGACUGUCAUCAAAUUCCUAAGUGAUCCACAGAGUUCUUGUGUUUUCUUGUUGUGUUGUCUGUUUUAAAUUUGUUCGAGUUGGGUUUAAUUUUAUUUGUUAAUUAAAGGAUACUAAUUUAUUCAAAGCGAAGCUAUUGAAAGCCAAAGCACAUUUUUUGAAGCCUCCAUGCUAAGAAACUCAAGUAUAUUCACAUAGUGAUAAAAUAGCUUGACUUAAGCCUUCAGGGUCUUAUGCAGCCAAGUACAACAAUCGAUUAGAGACCCGGCCUCGUCGUCUUCCUUUCUUUUUUCCCCCCUUUCUCGCUCAAAUAUUCCAUGCACAUAUUGCAAUAUUGAAUGCUCGGCCUGCGGCGGUACAAGGAAGGGAUGAGAGGAAGGACACGCCCCCACUGUUCCUCGGAUAUCUAGGAUAUAGAUGAUGAUGAUGGUCGUGCUGCACAUACAGCACGCGCACAUUUCCACAUAGAGAAUAAAAAAGCGUGCACAACUAUAAGGGGGGAAAUAGAAUAAAACUCGCAAUGACAAGCAAAGGAUUUCAAUCGCUAUGCGGCUUGGCUCCACUUAUAUAUAUAUAUCUUCCGAUCCAUGUGCUUUAUGCUUCAUUAUGACAGGGCAAGGCCAGCGAAAUAGUGGACAGGCAUUGCGCAUACGCCGCGUUGUGCGACUGCCAGUGCGAGUGCUCAGCGAUGCGGAAUCGGAGCGGCAGUAAAAAAUCGCUGCCGUAAAUCGAAUAAAACUGCAGCAAACGCUAUUAAAUUUUUUCCGCUUUACUCCAACAACUGCA